Molecule: messenger RNA, 2813 nt
Organism: Ceratotherium simum simum (southern white rhinoceros)
Lineage: Eukaryota; Metazoa; Chordata; Mammalia; Perissodactyla; Rhinocerotidae
Source: RefSeq, a predicted model, not a curated record
UCACCCCCUCCGCCCCUGCAGGCCCGCGACACGGUCACGUCCGAACUGGCCGCGGUGAAGAUAGUCAAGCUAGACCCAGGGGACGACAUCAGCUCCCUCCAGCAGGAAAUCACCAUCCUGCGUGAGUGUCACCACCCCAACGUGGUGGCCUACAUUGGCAGCUACCUCAGGAAUGACCGCUUGUGGAUCUGCAUGGAGUUCUGCGGUGGGGGGUCUCUGCAGGAGAUUUACCACGCCACCGGGCCCUUGGAGGAACGGCAGAUUGCCUAUGUCUGCCGGGAAGCACUGAAGGGUCUGCUCCACUUGCAUUCGCGCGGGAAGAUCCACAGAGACAUCAAGGGAGCCAACCUUCUCCUCACCCUCCAGGGAGAUGUCAAGCUGGCUGACUUCGGGGUGUCAGGCGAGCUGACGGCGUCCGUGGCUAAGAGGAGGUCUUUCAUUGGGACUCCAUACUGGAUGGCCCCAGAGGUGGCCGCUGUGGAGCGCAAAGGUGGCUACAAUGAGCUGUGUGACGUCUGGGCCCUGGGCAUCACUGCCAUUGAGCUGGCCGAGCUGCAGCCCCCUCUGUUCCAUCUGCACCCCAUGAGAGCCUUGAUGCUCAUGUCCAAAAGCAGCUUCCAGCCGCCCAAGCUGAGAGACAAGACUCGCUGGACCCAGAGUUUCCACCACUUCCUCAAGCUGGCCUUGACCAAGAACCCCAAGAAGAGGCCAACAGCAGAGAAGCUUCUGCAGCACCCCUUCACAACCCAGCAGCUCCCUCGGGCCCUCCUCACGCAGCUGUUGGAUAAGGCCAAUGACCCCCACCUGGGAACCCCCUCCCCAGAAGACUGUGACCUAGAGACUUAUGACAUGUUUCCAGACACCAUUCAUUCCCGGGGGCAGCACGGCCCGGCCGAGAGGACCCCCUCGGAGAUCCAGUUUCACCAGGUGAAAUUUGGCGCCCCACGGAGGAAGGAAACGGACCCCCUCAAUGAGCCGUGGGAGGAGGAGUGGACGCUGCUGGGAAAGGAGGAGCUGAGUGGGAGCUUGCUGCAGUCUGUCCAGGAGGCCCUGGAGGAAAGGAGCCUGACCAUCCGGCCAGCCUUGGAAGUCCAGGAGCUGGACUCCCCAGAUGAUGCCAUGGGAACCAUCAAGCGGUCCCCAUUCUUGGGGUCGUCCUCCCCUGAGCCCCUAGCUGAGGAUUCUCUGUGCAGCCCCCCAGGAACCCCGCCCCCUCCUCUCCCAGCCCCUGACAGCCCGCCACUGCUCCCCACUGCCUGGGCCACCAUGAAGCACCGGCUGGAUCCUGAGAGAUCGUCUUGCCACGGGCUCCCCCCGACCCCCAAGGUGCACAUGGGCGCCUGCUUCUCCAAGGUCUUCAAUGGCUGCCCCCUGCGGAUCCACGCUGCUGUCACCUGGAUUCACCCCGUCACCCGGGACCAGUUCCUGGUGGUGGGGGCGGAGGAGGGCAUCUACACCCUCAACCUGCAUGAACUGCAUGAGGAUACGCUGGAGAAGCUGAUUUCACACCGCUGUGCCUGGCUCUACUGUGUGAAUAACGUGCUGCUGUCGCUCUCAGGGAAAUCCACGCACAUCUGGGCCCACGACCUCCCGGGCCUGUUCGAGCAGCGGCGCCUCCAGCAGCAGGUUCCCCUCUCCAUCCCCACCAACCGCCUCACCCAGCGCAUCAUCCCCAGGCGCUUUGCCCUGUCCACCAAGAUUCCUGACACCAAAGGCUGCCUACAGUGUCGCGUGGUGCGGAACCCCUACACGGGCAGCACCUUCCUGCUGGCCGCCCUGCCCGCCAGCCUGCUCCUGCUGCAGUGGUACGAGCCGCUGCAGAAGUUCCUGCUGCUGAAGAACUUCUCCAGCCCCUUGCCCAGCCCAGCAAGGAUGCUGGAGCCACUGGUGCUGGACGGGAAGGAGCUACCGCAGGUGUGCGUGGGGGCUGAGAGCCCCGAGGGGCCCGGCUGCCGUGUCCUGUUCCACGUCCUGCCCCUAGAGGCUGGCCUGACGCCUGAUGUCCUCAUCCCACCUGACGGGCUCCCGGGCUCGGCCCAGCAGGUGAUUCAGGUGGACAGGGACACAAUCCUAGUCUGCUUUGACCGCUGCGUGAGGAUCGUCAACCUGCUGGGUGAGCCCACGGCCACAUUGGCGCCCGUGCUGACUUUCGACUUCUCCAUUGAGACUGUGGUGUGUCUGCAGGACAGCGUGCUGGCCUUCUGGAGCCACGGCAUGCAAGGCCGCAGCCUCGACACCAACGAGGUGACCCAGGAGAUCACAGAUGAGACAAGGAUCUUCCGAGUGCUUGGGGCCCACAGGGACAUCAUCCUCGAGAGCAUUCCCACCGACAACCCAGAGGCUCACAGCAACCUCUACAUUCUCACGGGCCACCAGAGCAGUUACUGAGGGGGCCCGGCUGGCCAGUGGCAUUCCCCCACCCAGCCCCCACGCCUUAGCCCGCAGUCCCUUUUAGGCAAAGGGGCCCUGCCCAGAUCAGAGGAGCCCAGGCCCCGGCUCUGCUGGUCUGAAGGGCACAAUAAUCCUGAGAAGAGUUUGGGGGCUGGGUGGGGAGGGGAGCCCACCCAUGCCUCUGCAACAACUGGACCAGAGGAAGCUGCUGUCACCUCCCUGUCCCCUGCGGGCAGCCCAGUCCCUAGUGCCCCGUGGCAGGGGCCCUGGGCAGGGUGGGGGCGGGCCCCGGGGGAUCCAUUCCAUUUUGUUCCACAUUUCCUUUCCACUCUUCCUGCCAAGAGCCUGCCCCUGCGCCCUGUCUUGGGGAGCAUGGUAUUUAAAAGAGAGACUAUAUUGAUAUUAAAGCUGGUUUAAUUUUA